CCACAGCGUCAUACCACCUGAAGUAUGCCUCUACCUCUCCAGCGACAGUUCAGUUGCUCCGGUGCAGUCAUAGCGAUCGCAGCGGCGGCUGCAACUGGAUCCCUCUUUCAUAUUCAUUGGGUUCUUUGCCAAGGCUUUGCAACUUCGCCAUGGAGCUCCCAGUUUCCAACUCUUCAGAGGAACACUGGGCGCAGUGGGUUGCAAGCUUUGCGUGGUGGCUUGAGGCAGAGCUUUUGGGAGGAGGAAAUUGUUCAGGAGCAGUGGAAAACACUUCUGGAGCGGAUGAAUGACCGUGUGAUGCUAAUUGAGACUGGCUUGGAGAGUGCUCAAGACAAGGUGGAUGUCGUAUCCCAUUCGCCAGCGGCUCCUGCUCUCUGGAUUUUGAUUAGUUUGCUUGGUGUUACCUGUCUUCUUUUCUCCGUCAUCGGCUUGUACUGUAUGUUUUCACUGACCUUGACAGCCAGGCAAAUUAAAGAAGUCAAACGCCCUGCUCUCCGCGCUGUUCUUCAUGCAUUAGCAUUAGAAACUCCUUCACCGGACAGAACAUUGGACGCAGAGGUGACUCGACGAACUUUGAGGUUUUUCAGAAAAAUUGCUCCGCCCAUUGCCCUCGCCGAGAGUGUAGCAGCAGCAAUGCAACGAGAGCAAGAAGAGCGAGCCGCUGCUUCACGUGGGUAUUCAUCCGUACGCAUUUCGCGAAGGGAUGGCGGGACACCUUGGGAUGUUGAAGUAUCUUCAAUUGGAGCAGAUGCGGAAAUUUCAGUUGCUGUGGAGGCUAUGGAUGUUCGCAUCCGCCAGAGGAUGCUGGAUGCUGCAGACAUUGGGCAGCCAAAUUUUUCGUCCUCAGACCUCUUGGAUGAGUUGAACCAGGCGCAGCUGGAUGGCGAUGAUCUGCAUAGUUCAGCGGGCGGUCCUCAACCGUUCCAGGCGCACCACAAACGUCUUCCAGAUUUUGCGGAGCGUGCUGGGUCGCUGCUGCGGAAGGCUUUCGCUUCUCCAGAAGAUCAGCGAGCGUUGAUGAUAGCGUUGUCCAUGGCUGCUGGAGCUUUACCAUGGAACCGGUGGCGCUUCAAGGAGGAAACUUUGUGUAGCCUUGUCCAUCUAGGUGCGGACUCAAGAGCAGUUGUAGCCUUGCUUUUGCACGAUCUUGAUGAAUGCCUUCAACAACCAUGGGCAGUGGUUGCCAAGGUCUUCAUCAAGUGCCCAGAACUUGGAGAGGAAGUGGUUAACUUGAUUGAUGAGAAGAAAAGGCUGGAACAACUUUCUCUACUUUUCUACCUUCGUGCUUUGUCUGAGGACAGCGCUACUUGCCACAGCCAGGAGAGGCUGGCGGCUUCUCAAUUGGCUCGACUCCUGUACCUCAGAGGUUCGAAGGACUAUCGAGCUGCUUUGGUUGAGAUUGCUGAGGCUGAGCAGAUCCUUCGCAAUCUUUCCAGUGUCGCUUCCAGAUUUGGACUCCCUGAUGAGGGGAGGGCACUGGCUCGUUGUGUUCUGGACCUUCAUGUCCCUCUUGCACACGGCCUUGGGUUCGAUGCGUUGGCAAGCAGAGGCAGCAGCAACGAGCGCAUCACGCCAUCAUUGGAAAACCGAGCUUUGCGACUUUACUUUCCAGAGGACUACAGCAUGAUAGAGGCGUGGAUGCGCGAAGAGGAUGAACUGUUGAAUCGGACACUUCAACGAUGUCUUCGAGAAGUGCGAAAGGCCUUGGAUGCAGAUCCUGACGUAAGAGCUUUGGCGACUUGCAAGGUGAGAGGCCGGGUGAAGAGCGUCUACAGUGUCGUGAAGAAACUUUUACGACAAAGAGGCGUAUCUCGAGAAGACUUGAAAGCGCAAGCCCUCAAGGACCUGCUCGCUUUGGAAGUUGUAGUGGAUCCGGAUCCGUCUGCAGAGGUCCCAAGCAAUCCUGAGUGGCUGGCAGAAGAGUGGCGCGAACGAGCAGCAUGCUUCGCUGUGCUGGAUACCCUACAACGGUAUGCAAAAUUGACCAAAGGAUGGUCGAUUCUGCCAGGAUCUACCAAGGACUACAUUACCAAAUCCAAAAAAUCUGGGUACCGCGCUUUGCAUAUAACGCUAUGCACAAAUGUCACAACUCAGAUGCCGAAAGCAUCCAGCCGCGCAAUGCAAAGAACGCUCGACAAAAUGACUUGCAAAUUGGAGGUGCACGUGUUCUCUGGCUCCAUGAAGCAAAAAGAGCUCAAGGGAUUGGCAUCACACCAUUUGUACAAGGCUUUGGAGCUCACUCCGGAUGAAGUUUUUGGGUCCUUGGGUGGUCGGGCUGCGGAUUCUAUUGCUCCUUCGGAAUUGAGACGUGCUGUUUGCCCACUCGAGAACCUUGACCUCUUUGGCAAGGCUUUCAGUACAAACUAUGCUGACCUGGAGUUUGAGAAGCUUUGCUCCAGCUGUGGACGGAGCCAGGAUGGGAGGUUGACACUGGUCGAUGUUCAGCAAGCUCAGCAUCAAGUGUCCAAGCGUGUCGAGGAUUUUCGAAGAGCUUUGGAGCAGCGCAAUGCUAAAUGGUGGGUGCAUGGUGUUCAGAUGGUUGGAUUAUGGCAGCGUGCUGCUUCUUGGGAUUGGGCGAAGUAUGCUGCAGAGCUGGACCCGCAACAGAAGGUGGCAAUGCUUCAAAAAGCCUUAGAGAUGACGAAAAAGGCCCACGCUGGACAGGUGCGCCAAUCCGGAGAUCCCUACUGGACUCAUCCACUUUCUGUGGCAGACAUUCUCGCGCGGGCAUUGUUACCACCUUCAAAACCGAUUUGGGAGCCACCUCGCUUAAGCGUGGAACCAGAAGCUUUAGAACAGGAUGCUCAACGUCUUUGGCCACGCAUCGCGGAGGGGCCUGAUGACAUUUUUGCCAUGUACACGGCCGCACUGUUGCAUGACACAGUUGAGGACACCAGCAUGACAGUGGAAGAGAUUGAGGACACCUUUGGUCCGGUUGUGGCAUCGCUGGUUGAUGGAGUCACCAAGGCCUCUCAAGCCUCCUGCAAAUCCCGAGCAUCCAGAUCAGCACAAGAUUUGCGGAAGGUGCUGACACGGGCAGCGCAAGACGUGCGGGUCCUCGUGAUCAAGUUCGCAGAUCGCUUGCACAACAUGCGCACGCUGGAGCACAUGCCAUCGUCAAAGCAGCGCAGGAUUGCCGAGGAAACAAGAGCUGUUUAUGUUCCUCUAGCCGAGCGAUUUGGGGUUCAUAUUUGGAAGACGGAGCUUGAGGAGCUGUGCUGCAGAUAUUUGAACGGCUUUGCUUAUGAGGAGGUGUUGGAAAAAAACCAACGCGCCAAGGUUGCCAGAUUUCGCAAUCGCCGAUACAUUGAACAGUAUAUCCGAACAAUGCUCGUUGAAAUGCAAGUAGACUCCGUUUUGCAGAUCUCCCUCAGUGAGGAACCACCUCACACGCAAUUGCGACGGUGGGCAGAGCACCCUGAAACUGACAGUCCUCAGCCCAUUCCUCGUGUGCGCAUUGUCACCAAGGACCGGGAUACUUGCUGGGCGUGUCUUGGGAGAAUUCACUCAAUCUUGCCGCCCAUGCCGGGACGUUUGCGAGAUUACAUUUCUUCACCGAAGGAGAACCUCUACAUGUGCUUGCACACCACUGUCCUCCUGGAUGGCACAGCUGUAGAGGUUUACAUCCUCAGCUCAGAGAUGGAUUGGGUGGCAGAGUUUGGAGUUGGUGCAUAUUGGCGCCACAACGAGGAGCUCCAGAACACGGACACUGGGCGUUCGCUGCUCGCUGCUCUACAUUCCUCCUGGAUUUUGCAGGCAAACCAGUCUUUGACCCACAGCCUACAAAGUUUGGAGGCCAUGGACCACUCAUCGUCGCAGCACGCCCGCAAAGUUCCAAGAGAUGCAAGCCUCACCGGAGCGCAAGUGCCACUUCCCAGCCAUGCAAGUGGAAGGGCCAGCAUUGGAAUGGAAUCCACGGGCGGCGAGAGAGCUGACACAUUGAGUUUGAGAGAGUUCAGAGCAGAUGUGGAUGAUGCUGCGGCUGGCUUGGGCCCAGUCGACCUGAAUUUUGUCCAUGAGAACAACGAAAGUGACACAACAGAAGAAGAUUGCCUUUUUGCUGUGCAGCCCUUGCUGCAACAGAUCUCCAAAGUAGCUUUCAGCUUUGCAGACAGCGAAGGAGACGGAGAUGAUGUUGAGGGUGGUGGUCAGCUUCUGGAAGAACUACACCGCGCAUACAGCGAGGCCUUGCGGGAGAAAGUGGCCGUGUUCACUCCAACAGGACGCGCUUUGUAUUUGCCACGUGAUGCUACGCCGCUGGAUUUUGCAGUUUGGAAUCUAGACACCAAGAAGGGACUACGGGCAGAAGCGGCAUUUAUUGAUGGCCGUGAAGCCCCGUUGAAUGCAAAACUCAGAGAGGGUCAAACUGUCCUUGUGCACCUUCACGAUGGCGAGCAACCUCCUCCUUUGGAGUGGGCUGGUGUGCAUUUGAGGUAUUUGCGAACUGCUCGCGCCAGGGCGGCUCUGGUGGACACAAGGACACGCAUGCUCUCAACAGAGGUUGCGAUCGCGCAAGGCCGCGAUGCCCUUUGCAGGGAAUUGACCCUUCACAGCUUGGAUCUAUCGCUGCAAAAUGCGCUGGGCGACGAAGUCUUGACAGCUCUCGGACGUGGUGCCUUGCCAGUAGAGUUGGUCAGCGGGCAGUUCUUAGCCGCAAGGCUCCACAUGCCGCUGGGAGAUGCUAGCUAUGAGUACACUGGAAACGCAACCAUGGUCUCCUCAGAGAGCAAGGUGUACAGACAGUCCUUCAUGCUAGUUGCAGAGGAUAGACCUGGCCUAAUGGUGGAAGUUGUCGCUGUUGUGAGGGAAUGUGGGCUGGAAUUCCAGCGCUUCAGUGCCGAGCCCUGUGGAGAUUGCCUUUGCAUCAUGGUUGCAGCCGUGGAGACAGACUGCGCACUCAGAUUUGGAUCCUUGAUGCACAAUCUUCGGUGCCUGUACUGAAAAAGCAUGUCCACUUGCAACCAUGUCCACUUGCUCUGAUCACCGUGUGACUGUGUCACCGGCCCUAGUUCGACUGUGCCUUUGUUCGCAGUUUCUGAUUGGAAGCCUGUUCUGCGCAGGUAUCGUUCCGAGCCUUUGCUGCUUUGCCCUCGGUCCAUCUCGGCAGAACUGGUGCCUCAGAGUGCGUUGUGUUUGGAUAGUAUCUACCUUCGGAGCUGCAUCAGGUUGCAAAGGAUCCCAACAGAUUUGGUUGAUGAAGCACUGGAUGAAUGGAUCAGAGAGGUUCCUGCUGCAAUGAAUCAGCCUGUGGGGACAUGGAAGAGAGAGGCAUUUGCUCUAGUGAGGGAACGUUCUCAGGCUUAGUUGCCAAGAGCAGGUGCUUAGGCACUCGUUCAAGAGUAGCAAGCCUUCGGAUCAUUUGAUUUCGGAACAUGGCCGCGCGGCAAUCACAGGUGGCCUGUUUGGCUGUCCGGUCCGUUUGCGCAUUGCGGCCAUUUGUACAUAGUGUUUAACCACUUUGGUUGCGAAAUGUUUGUGCCGAAGUGCUUACUUGUGGUUGCGGUCAAAA
This is a messenger RNA of Durusdinium trenchii, 5509 nucleotides long. The record is from the annotation of a GenBank genome assembly. Lineage: Eukaryota; Dinophyceae; Suessiales; Symbiodiniaceae.